Molecule: messenger RNA, 1425 nt
Organism: Oreochromis aureus
Lineage: Eukaryota; Metazoa; Chordata; Actinopteri; Cichliformes; Cichlidae
Product: ras-related protein Rab-17-like
Exons: 5
Coding region: 309-899 (196 amino acids)
Cellular component (GO): endosome
Molecular function (GO): GTPase activity; GTP binding
Source: RefSeq, a predicted model, not a curated record
UGAUCCUUAGUUUCUUCAUAAACAAAGAGAAUUACAUCCUCAAAGGGGCCACAGUGUUGCUUAGUAACAAUAAAUGUCUGGUUUUACCGUUUCUUGUAGUUCAUCUUGGAGCUAAACUUUAAUAUCGAUACUUAGCUUAAGGUUUACACCUCAGGGGAGCAAAGUGUUCACUUCAAACAGGUAGGCUUAAGUCCUGAAGACCCACUAGGCAUUACUUCUCCUAUAAAACAUCAGAUUUAUCCUUCACUAGCAGGCCCAUAAUAACAAAAAGGAUUAGGAACUUUGAAGCAGCGUAAACCUGUCAUAACAUGACUUCGGCACCUGCUAUGAGACAACAACGUUCGACUGCCAGCUACAGUUCUGUAGUACUGAAAGAGAACUCAACAAUUUCUGCAGGUGCCUACCUCACCCAGGUGGUGCAUCUGAGUAAUGCCACUCUUCGCUUUGAAAUAUGGGACACGGCAGGCCAGGAAAAAUACCACAGCGUCACUCCGCUGUACUACAGGGGAGCCCACGUAGCACUUUUGGUCUAUGAUAUCACGCAAAGGGAAACAUUUGUCAGAGCUCAGGUGUGGCUCAAAGAGCUCGAGAAACAGUACAUACCAGGAUCUACUGUUAUAUGGCUGGUAGGCAACAAAGGAGAUCUGGCUCACGAUCGGCAAGUGCCACUGGAGGAAGGAGAAAGUCUAGCCAGUAACAAGGGCUUGUACUUCAUUGAGACCUCAGCCCUCUCUGGAGAGCAAGUCAAUGAGCUGCUGCAGUCUGUAGCCCACAGAGUGUUCGAGUGCAUUGGAGCACAGCAGGGAGGUCUGACAGAGUGGCAGGAGACGCCGACUGUGGAUCUGCGCCACAGAGACUCAUUCAGUCUGUUUGCAUCCUGCUGCAAAGUUGGACCUUAAGCUGUGUGACUGCCAGUGGCUUGGCUGCCUGUUUCUGUUGUGUCUUUCUGUUUGUCUUAAUUAUUUCAAAGCUAGGAUACGUAACACGACAAUAAAAUGCUUGUGGAUUUUGGAAUUUGUGGUCCUCUUCCCUUUUUGAUUCUGACUCCGGUUACCAGAGCACAAAAUGCUGUUUAUCCUGAAACAUGCCUUAGAUUAACCCAAGAAUACAGUUUCAGUUUGUUUUAUUUCACUGUCAUAUUCAGUAAACUGGUUCGUCUGAUUCUUCUCAGUGGGCUUGGGAUCAGCCUCCAGCAGGCAGUAAACCCCCUCAGCCUAUCUGCGUGCCAGAUGUUGAACUGGCACCGAUUACCUCCACUCUGUGUUUUCUUGCCUGGUUACUUUUGGCAUGCAAUCACACUGGAAUGGAGAUCCCCCAGCAGAGUUCAUUUGAGUGUGGUUUGCACAAUAGAGGUAAUUAUUACAGUAUUAUGAAGUAGAGUAUUUCAGUAAUCUAAAACUUUGAAUGCUGCAGGGUGAAUGAAUC